CCAAUGAAUAAUUCCAAUCACUGGUGAGACAGCGACAAUAAGCUGUCGUCGCUGCAGUUUACAAACCUCUCUUGUAUCCACCUUAUCUCGAACCUCCUUAUCGGACGGCGCUGUCUCGAGCAGAGCACACCGCAUUAUGAUCUUCCACACGUGGAUGCUACUCGCAUCCCUCUUUUGGCUGAUACAUGGCAUCAGUUCAGAUGCUCGCCAGCUUGAGGGAUCUAUUAUUUGCCCCGUUUCCAUAUUUAACCCCUUGGAAUUACCGAUUUGUUACAUCGGUGAUGAAAAUAGUGGCUUCCAAAAUGCUACCGAACCUUCCAAUAUUCCACAUGGCACUACUUCCGCGACACCUUCGGAACAGAGUGCUGAUAGUGACCUUGACACCGAGUCCCCACUUGACACGGCGAACUUUCUUUCCUUUGAGGACUGGAAAAAACAGAAUCUCGCGAAAAUUGGCCAGUCUGCGGAUAAUGUCGGCGGCAAGAGACAAGGUGGUGGCAUGAACCAGGAACGUCGUACACAGGCUAGAGCUAUCAACAAUGCUCUUGAUUCGUUCGGAGAUGAUGCGGAGAUUGAACUUAACUUUGGUGGAUUUGGCUCCGAUAAUGCUGAAAACGUCCAGCAUGAGGCUUGGGGAAGCACGGCUUCUCAGGAUAGCAGUACAGUGAAUGCCGACGGUGCUCAGAAUACAAAAGAGGACUCGGCUGAAGGUGUUUCUGCGGUUGGGAGGAGAAAGGACGCCGGCACAACCUGCAAGGAGAGAUUCAACUAUGCAUCUUUCGACUGCGCCGCUACUAUAUUGAAAACAAAUCCUGAGUGUUCAGGGUCAUCCUCAGUUCUGAUUGAGAACAAGGACAGUUAUAUGCUGAACGAAUGCCGAGCAAAGGAUAAAUUUAUGAUUCUCGAGUUGUGUGACGAUAUUCUCAUCGACACAAUUGUUCUCGCCAAUUACGAGUUUUUCAGCUCCAUUUUCCAUACUUUCCGAGUCAGUGUUUCUGACAGAUAUCCCGUGAAGUUAGACAAAUGGAAAGAGCUGGGUGUUUUUAAAGCACAGAAUACGCGAGAAGUGCAAGCUUUUGCGGUGGAGAUCCCGCUCAUCUGGGCUCGAUAUGUGAAAAUCGAGUUCCUAACUCAUUAUGGGAAUGAAUUUUAUUGCCCGCUUAGUCUCGUUCGAGUUCAUGGCACGACAAUGCUGGAAGAGUAUAAAAACGAAGGCGACAGCCGAGCGGAAGAAGAAGCUAUUGAUGAUGACGAUGCUGCCACGUCUGAUCCUACUGAAGUUAUAGAGGAAAUCCCUGUUGUUUCGGAGAAUGCGACAGUGGGCUCCCCUGAUAAUGCUACCAUCUCAACACCUUUUCCUGUCUCUGACGUACUGAAUGAAACGAGUCCUGUUCGCUGGAAUGAGCUUGAGGAGCUUAUUCUAAGCCAUUAUAUCUUGGCGGCAGCUACAUGUGCAAGCGGAGAUCAUCCGGUUUCUACGACUCAAGCUACACCAACCCAAACCGAGCCAAGUGUAUCAGUAGCUACAACCGGCACUGAUGCUGCAAAAAACGCCGAUACCAGUACAUCCGAGACGACGAUAACCUCGGAACAUGUCACUGAACAUGCCGAACAUACGAACACUAGUAUAACUGCUGUCCCGCCGCCUACUGAAAAUCGGAAUUCUACACAGGCCGGUGCUGUACCGGAGCCCUCAACAAAGAACUCGACAACUAGCUCGAGAGAAACAUCAUCAGUCUCAAGCGAGGCCACAAAGACCACCCAAUCAAACCCACCGUCGCCGAAUCCCACUACACAAGAGUCGUUUUUCAAGUCCGUCAACAAGAGGUUGCAAAUGCUCGAGUCCAACUCUAGUUUGUCCCUACUGUAUAUCGAAGAACAGUCUCAGAUUCUGAGAGACGCUUUCAGUAAAGUCGAGAAGCGACAAAUGGCCAAGCUCAACUCCUUCCUGGAAAACUUGAAUACAACAGUCAUAGAUGAGAUCAAAAACCUUCAGAACGUAUAUCAAUCACUUCGAACCGUUGUUUUAGAUGACUUUGAAAACCAGCAACAAGAAGUCUCGUCGACUGCUUCUCAACUUGCAAUUCUCACUGAUGAACUUGUGUUCCAGAAGCGGAUGACUGCAAUAUCUAGUAUUCUGAUUAUUGUUCUGUUUGGUCUCAUCUUGAUUCCUCGUGGCGCAGGAACAGUGGGAAUCGAUCUUCACAGUAUGAUAGCAUGGUCACCACGCCCAUCAUCCUCACCCAAGACGCCAAAAGUGUCUAGCACAAAGGCCUCCACACCUAGUGUAGGCUCUGAGAGGAAGAUGCUACGGAAAAUGCUACAUAAGCACCCCAAAACCGAAGACACCGAAUGUGAUAUCAAUGACUUACCACCUGCCCCUGUCGACGAUAUUCAAAUCAAAGGGUAUGAAGGAAACGGCCGCUUCCGGUCCCUGUCCGAACUAUCCGAGGUAGAAAGGAACAAAAUUUUUUACCCAUCAUUUCCUCAAGAUUUACGACAUAUGCUCGGUUAUGAUUCUCUUCGCACGCGCUUCACGCCCGGUCUGAUGAAGCGAUUUUCUUCCUCGGCGGUAGAACAGACGCGACCAGUCAGCAGCCCUCCGGUGUUGACUCCAGUUCUGAAGCGCACUGACUUAUACGCGGAUAAUGAGAGUGAUACAUCUACCGAGCCUUUUCCGCCGUUUCCAACGCAGUGAUUAAAUGCAUGCCUUUUACGAUAAUACCUACAAUUUCAACACCUACCUACCUACCUACCUACCUACCUACCUACCUACCUACCUACCUAUAUACCACAUGAAUCUUCGACCUCUCAAUACCUAUGAUUGACCUCACCAGACGACCUCGAAUGAAUGCCGCGAGAGUUUUUGUUAUUUGAACAU
Molecule: messenger RNA, 2881 nt
Organism: Talaromyces proteolyticus
Lineage: Eukaryota; Fungi; Ascomycota; Eurotiomycetes; Eurotiales; Trichocomaceae
Product: UNC-like C-terminal-domain-containing protein
Exons: 2
Coding region: 137-2698 (853 amino acids)
Biological process (GO): protein folding in endoplasmic reticulum
Cellular component (GO): membrane; cytoplasm
Source: RefSeq, a predicted model, not a curated record